Caenorhabditis remanei is the source of this 432-nucleotide messenger RNA. RefSeq lists its product as uncharacterized. Lineage: Eukaryota; Metazoa; Nematoda; Chromadorea; Rhabditida; Rhabditidae. Gene Ontology annotation, molecular function: guanyl-nucleotide exchange factor activity; zinc ion binding. Gene Ontology annotation, biological process: post-Golgi vesicle-mediated transport; small GTPase-mediated signal transduction. The transcript has a single exon. Gene Ontology annotation, cellular component: cytosol; membrane. Bases 1 to 432 code for a protein of 143 amino acids. The record is from RefSeq and is a predicted model, not a curated record.
AUGCAAGUACCACUGAAGCUUCAACUAUUCGCGAUCCGACCGCAGCCAGCAAACACUCCGGUUAAUGGAAAAUGUGAGAAGGUUAACAAAGAUGAUUUGAUCAAUGAAGAUGACCGAAAUCUGCACAAAAUCGUUUGUCGCCGAUGCAAAUCGGUUAUUUUCCCCGAAGACGUCGUCAUGACAGUCGACAAUCAACCAUAUCAAUUACGGGUGAUGACUCAUCAGGCAAAAGGACCAGCAGCAUUUGAAAAAAUCAGCUGGUGGUGGUAUACCGAAAGUGAUAUGGUUUUCGACACUGUCGGUUGGCAGACUGUUGACAAAAAGAAAGUCUUGAUGUGUGGCGAUUGCGAACUCGGGCCAAUAGGUUUUCGUUCGGAAGAUAAUAAGAAGUUUUGGGUGGCUGUUGAACGUGUCAAGUACGAGAAGUCCUAA